Molecule: messenger RNA, 819 nt
Organism: Penicillium hordei
Lineage: Eukaryota; Fungi; Ascomycota; Eurotiomycetes; Eurotiales; Aspergillaceae
Exons: 3
Coding region: 1-819 (272 amino acids)
Source: RefSeq, a predicted model, not a curated record
AUGGAGGAGGCACUCAUACUGAAGCGAGCUACUCGUCGCCACACGUUGGCUAGGAUUGAGAACCUAAUCAAGCAAACCCCGAGUUACCACGUCGAAUCUUCUGACCUGAAGGCGGCUGGUAUCCGCCACCUCCCCUUACUCCUUGAAGGGGACCCCCGGCAUCAUCCAUGCUUCUUCAAGCCAUACCAAGAAGAACUGCCUCUCCCACCGAAGGAGGAGGAGGACAAGCUGCUGGAAUUUGAGCCUGACCCGGAUCACAUCAUGUGGGAUACUCGUGAUAUGCAGCUCUUUCUCACUCGCCAGUUUCAUGACUGCUGGGCACAUGCAUCGAAGAAGUACCCCCAUAACCCUCCGCCAUCUGGCGCAUAUCGAGAAAUUGGAGAUUACAGAUUCGGCCAACUGCUGGAGUGUAUCAAGUUCAACUGGUAUGCCGUGUCAGUAACCGAUUAUCCAGCAGGGAACCGUCCACACUUCAAGGUCAUCCUGGAAAGUGAUGUGAACGGGGAUGAUCGACUGCUUCGCGGAGAAAUUAUGACUAUCACUGAUAUUAUGGCUGCUCGUCUGAGGACCAAGUCGCUGCGCCCGCAUAUUGUUGCCCCAAUUCUUGUCCUGUCUCUCAUGGGUCCUCGUCAUGCCCGUGUACUAGAGGCUGACCUUGAUGGAGAGAUUCUCAAUAUACGCGCUUCUAGGUUGUACGAUUUCACGCGGAAGAACACUCAUGUUGUGCAAUUGCUGACGCGGUAUUGGAUCGGUGACGCGUGCGGCCAGACUGUAAUGGAAACCUCCAAAGCUGCUAGUUCGGCGAAGGAUUUUGUUUAG